AUUCAUCGUGAGCUCAUACGUUCUUGUAAGUUUUAGGUUAUAGAAAAAACUGCUUAAAAACUAGAUUUCAUAUCAAAUUGUUGCAUGCAUUUCUGAAACGCCUGUAACGAUCAAUCGAUGUAACAAAUAUGCAUACAAAGAAUUAUAGGAAGUUAUGCUUCCCGCUGAUUAACAUUUUACUACUAUGAUUCGUGAAUCGCAACUAAACUGAUAAGUCAUUAUCUACUGAUAACAUUGUAUCAAUACUGUCCAGUCAACGACUGUCGUUAGAGUCGGACGAACGAAACAAUGACAACGAUGGACGAUUACUUGGGAAAAAGUUAUGUGAUGAUCAGCGAAGACAACUUUGAAGCCUAUCUUGAGUAUUUAGGCAUGGGAUACAUAAAGCGCAAAAUAGCCGUGAAAGUGCGUCCGACGCAGACGCUGCGACGGAACGCGAGCGGGACCUACACGUUCAGUGUGCACGGGGCUUUAUUUCACUGGGAGAUCAUGUUCACGCCCGGUGUGGAGUUCGAUGCCACCUCGCCUGACGAUAUCCAGCUCAAAGGACUAAUAACAUUUGAGGGCAAUGUGAUGACACACAAACAGACUGACAACGAGGGCAGAGUGUCCACGCACAAGCUCGAAUUCGGACCCGAGGUGACGAUCGUGACAACCACUGUGGAGGGAUGGGAUAUAGUAGCCACACGAAUUUAUAAGUUAGUUAAAUAGUUUAUGUAUCUUUAAGUUAUUUGUAGGUAUUAUUCAUAAAUAUAAUUUUAAUUGUGUGACCCGACCAUGAACGUUGUAUUAAUUGAAUUAUUUUAUAAUUAUUUAUGUUUGUAUAUUUUUAAUACAUCAAGUACACUUUAA
This is a messenger RNA of Ostrinia nubilalis (European corn borer), 852 nucleotides long. RefSeq names its product fatty acid-binding protein 2-like. Gene Ontology annotation, molecular function: fatty acid binding. The coding region runs from base 289 to 711 and encodes 140 amino acids. Gene Ontology annotation, biological process: fatty acid transport. The record is from RefSeq and is a predicted model, not a curated record. The transcript is spliced from 4 exons. Gene Ontology annotation, cellular component: cytosol; nucleus. Lineage: Eukaryota; Metazoa; Arthropoda; Insecta; Lepidoptera; Crambidae.